AUGUCUUUAUUUCUCGCCAAGAAGCAAGAGGAUAACAACCAAAAAAAAGUCAGAGAUCUGUUACGCUUGAAAGAGAACAAGAAAUGCUUUGAUUGUCCAACAAAGAGUCCUGCCUUUGUCAACACCACCAUCCAGACAUUCAUCUGUGCCCGGUGUUCAGGUUUAGUCCGUGAAGUUGGUCAUCGAGUCAAGGCUGUCUCCGCUAGCAAGUUUUCUGGCGCUGAACUGAUGGCACUCAAGAAAGGCGGUAAUGGCAUUGCUCUCAAGAUUUGGCUCAGCAACUACAGCACCCAUGAUGCUCCCGAACCUGAGGUGGACGCUGAUGUCCGCGCUUUCAUGAAGCAAAAGUACUAUGAAUGCAAAUGGUUGGAUAGAGCUUUGCUCCAAUCUCACAAGGAAGAGGUUCGUGUCUUGAUUGCCAAGUCUUUUACCGAGGAUGGCCUCCCAAUUGUAACCAAAUCAAGAACUCGCAUAAUCCCCGGAUUCUCUCGUGUCCCAUUGAUUGCUGACAGUGAAAUGAACGUUAUGCAAGACGAUGAAGAAGGCAUGGAUACCUCUGUGAUUCAGAACGAUUCUGUCAUUCCUCCUCCUAUCGUUAUGCCUGGAUAUGCUGUUCCUGCACCUCUUCCUCAAGUCCAACCUCAAUACCAACAUCAAGCUGCUGUUGCUGCUUACCCAAUAUCAUCUGCUAGCCCUGUCUGUAGAACAUCUAUGGAUAGUAUCAACUCUUACUUAUCUUCGUCUCAAGGUGGAUCUAUUUACAACUAUCGCAGCAGCCAAGACAUGGCCAGAACAGACAUGUGUGCUGUCAAUAACAACAUGCAAAGCUUGAACAAUGCUCAACAACAACAAGUUGCCAGUGCAAGCACCGUUGCUUUGACCGCAGAGCAGAUUGCUGAACGCUGCCGUAGCUCCAUCGACUCCAACGCUUCUUGCUCAUUAUCAUCUAACGUCAGAAGCAAUAGACAAAGCAUGGAAGCAGCACAGCAACAACCAGCAAAUGCUGUAGCAUCCAUGGCCUUGACAGCAGAGCAGAUCGCUGAGCGCUGUCGUAACACUAUCGACUACAAAACUUGUGCUGAAUCAUAUCAACAGCAAGAUGCCUAUACUCCUCCCACUAUGGCUUCUGAGGCUGUAGCACCCGUUGUACCUACUGAAAAGUCCUUGCCUCAAUUAAGCAUUGAUGUCAGCAAUAACGAUUUGGUUUACCAUCGACACAGAUCAGAUUAUCAAGUCAAGUCUCCCACUUUAGUCAAUUAUAGUAACAAUAACCAACCACCUUUUAUCCAACGUGAUGGCCAUCAUGUACCAGCCUCAGCCUCACUUCGUGUAACUCCUAGCACUUCAAAUCCCAUCACGAAGCCAACAAGACCACCAAUGGCUGCCCCUGCUGCUUCAGCCUCGGUAUUUGAUAGUAUUCUUUCGGAUCUAGCAGGCCUCAAGCUUGAAAAGACUGUUCGUAGAGCUACCUACACUGGCGGUAUAUUAACUCCUGUUACUCCUGCUGCUGUGGGUAAUAGCCCAUUGGAAACAUCCAAGUCGUCUCCUCAUCCAACAGAUCGCCCUGCUUCCAUGUUCAGUGCCGAUUUCUUUUCUCAGCUUAACACAUCCAAGGCUACUGAGAACGACAGCCCUGAAAAUGAUCCUUAUGCUGCUUUGAGAGGUAUCCCAGCACCCGCUGUAGCUACUCCUACUAAAACUGAUGCUACAAAAGACGACGAAAGAAACACUUCAUCUUCAGAGGAUGAUGAUGACGAAGAGGAUCCAUGGCAAGAAUUCUGCUCCUCCUCAUCCACAGAUGGAAAUGAGGAUAGCUUUUUGGGGCCUCAACAAGUAAUCCAACCUACUCUUGAAGAAUCUAAGCCUGUAUCGAAUAUGAUUGCCAUCGAUUUGUUCAGUGAUUUAGACCCUCGCUCCAUGUUUAAACGCUUCUGA
This is a messenger RNA of Mucor velutinosus, 1935 nucleotides long. RefSeq names its product 60S ribosomal protein L28. The record is from RefSeq and is a predicted model, not a curated record. The coding region runs from base 1 to 1935 and encodes 644 amino acids. NCBI's taxonomy places the organism in Eukaryota, Fungi, Mucoromycota, Mucoromycetes, Mucorales, Mucoraceae. Gene Ontology annotation, cellular component: cytoplasm; membrane. The transcript is spliced from 7 exons. Gene Ontology annotation, molecular function: GTPase activator activity.